AUAAAUGUUGAUAAGAUUUCUUGGCUUGAAUUAGAGGACAUGCUUGAGAUAUUAGGGCAUAAUAUUGAAGAUGUGGAUUGUUUUUGGUUAAAGCCAGGUUUGAAACUUAUUGAUGGUCUUAUCAAAAUGAUCGAUGAUAAAACAGUAAUGGAUAUGGUUGCACACUUACCUUCUAAUCAUUAUGUACAUGUUUAUGUGGAGGUGAAGUCAAAUCAUGAUUGGGAUAGAAAUGAAGAGAACAAUGUUGACAAUGCUAGUGAUGAUGUUAACAAUAAAAAUAGUGACAAUAGUGAUAAUGAAGAUCCAGAUUAUGAAGAAUCUAGAUUUGAGGAGAGUGAUAAUGAAUUGGAGGAUUACGAAGACUUUUUUGAAGAUGAGGUGGAUCUAGGGCUUGAUGGUGGUGCUACAAUUUUGAUUGGAGGUUAUCCUACUAGUAAUAUUCUAGAAAAUGAAGGACCUAAUAGUGAUAACUCACAUGAACUACAUAGCCCGUACGAGUCUGACAAUGAUGGCACUUCUAAGAGAAGGUAUCCAGAGUUCAAUGAGAGUGUUGACAUGGAGAAACCAAAGUUGGUUGUAGGAAUGCUAUUCAAAGAUAGGGAAUUAUUGAAACAAGCUAUUAAACAAGAACCUGAAUUGAAGCCUUGUAAUGAGCCUGAAUUGAAGCCUUGUAAUGAGCCUGAAUUGAAGCCUUGUAAUGAGCCUGAAUUGAAGCCUUUGACAGAAGGCGGCUGGGCUGCUGCUGCUGAAGGUGAAAGGGAUGUGAAUUUGCAACAGGUGAUUGAGAAACCUGCUGAGGAGGUGAAAACAAUUAUGGAGACAAUUGACAAAGUGGAUGAGUUGAAUGAAAAAGUGAAAAGGAAAAAGGAGGUUGAGGAGAAAUUACAAAUUUUGAAUUCAAAGAAACAUAAUCUGGUUCAAAUACUGAAGCAGAUCUUGAAUGUGGAGGAGGAAUUGAAGAGGCGAAAUAGCAUGCAGGGUAUGGCAAUGCGAGCAGCUGUUCCACUUCAAGUUGAAGUCCCAAAUGACUCUGGCUCAAUGUCCAGGCAAGUCACUCCAAGAGUGGGCUCAGAGGCAAAUCUUGUUGGUGAGAAUGGAGGAGGUGAUGCUGAUGAUUUUUCAAACCAUAAUGUUCAAUCUCACCAUAUGUUUCGAAUGAGCAGUACUUCUCCUUCUCCAUCUUCAGAGUCUCCUCUCAGAAGGCUUCCCUAUAUUCAAUACAAUGUGCUUCCACACCCUGCUCGAGCAAGUAUGGCAGUCACUGGUAGUCCAUCACGCUUCGCUCCAGCAAUCAAUCAGGGUCCUGGAAAUCUUCCCACAGUAUCCGUAUCAGGAGCAAGUUACAUAGCAUCCUCUCCUUCCCCUGCUGCAUCUGGAGGCACUUCAGUUUUCAGAGAAGCUCGGCAGCCGAGUCCAUGGAAUUAGUGCCUAUAAACCAUUUAUAUCCACCUCAUUUGAUAUGAGGCUUCAAUAUAUGAUCCACCGCCAUUCUCAGAUUAGCAAUGUUAUUGCAACAUUACGCAGAUAGCCAGUUGAAAGCUGUGUCCUUGUACAUAUUUGCUUGUUGGAUCAAAGAUAAUAGAUUAGUAGUUUGUGUCUUCAUUUCUACCACGGAUGAUCUGAGUGUGCAUGUAAUGAUCUAUUGCAUGCCUCCAAUCUUGUAGAUUUUAGAUCUGCAACCUUUACCCUCAAUUGCUUGUUAAAACUGAUCAUUCUAUUAUCAUUUUGUACUCGUAUGUUAUUUUAGAUUCACAUGGAUGUUUGGAGAUUAAUUAUUAUCUUCAAUUAACACCAUUCUUAUCCUUUCUAGACUGUAGUACAUGAUAUAGGCAGAGCUCUUUGCCGGCUAAAAUGAGGAGUGGGGGAAGUUCAUAUGUUGUCUUUAACAAAUGCAUCUUCUCUUC
Rubroshorea leprosula is the source of this 1904-nucleotide messenger RNA. The record is from the annotation of a GenBank genome assembly. NCBI's taxonomy places the organism in Eukaryota, Viridiplantae, Streptophyta, Magnoliopsida, Malvales, Dipterocarpaceae.